AUGGAGAAAGAUAUCACAGAGUACAGACAGCUAUAUGGAAGAGACAUGACCUUGAAAACAUUAAUGAAAAAGGUGGGUAAUAUGAAGACAAGACUGAAGAAGAAAACCGACAAGAACAAAACGGCACAACUUUCAACACAACCAGCAGAAAAAACUGGCAAACGAAAGACGGCAACAACUGAAGAAGGAGUACAUGAAACCGAGGAAACGAGAAAACUAUCUAACAGUCAACUUCAGCGGUGGAGAAAAUCUAAAUUUGAAUUCACACCGACAGGGAAAGCUACACGGCACUGUACAUGGUUAUGGUCACGGGCAGGGAUAUACGGCUUUACAUAUGGAGGUAUAGGUCGAUAUCCAUAUUUUAAUGACUGGACAGGACCUUGGCUAGGACCUGGAUAUGUGAAGGAACAAGAAAAUGACAAAAUUAAUGGCCAUUAUAACGGAUAUUGGCAAGAUCAUUGGAACUUAAGUGGACACGGAUAUCAUGGAAACGAACAUUUUCAAAAAGAUGGAAAAAUACAAGAACAUGGAGUCGUACGUGUAGAGGAGAAUGCUGAAAGACCAGAUGUACAAGUAAAAUCAAAUGUAGUAGAUGAAUUACAAAAUGUUCAUAUUCAAGAUAAUGUAAAUGUACAAGGAGAUAUUCAAGAUCAUAAAACUAAUGAACAUAAAGAACAUCAUGGAAAAUUCGAAGCUCAUAGAACGGAUAAAGAUAAAGCACAAGGUCAUGGAAAUUUAGUAGAACAUAUUCAAGGUCAUGGCAAUGGACAAGAUCACGGAAACCUAGUAAAACAUAUUCAAGCUCAUGGAGCCGGUAAAGCACAAGGCCAUGGGAACUUAGUAGGACAUAUUCAAGCUCAUGGAACUGGUAAAGCACAAGGUCAUGGAGAUCUAGUAGGGCAUAUUCAAGCUCAUGGAACGGGUGAAGCACAAGGUCAUGGAAAUUUAGUAGGACAUAUUCAAUGUCAUGGGAAUGGACAAAGUCACGGAAAACUAACAGGGCAUAUUCAAGACCAUGUCAAUGUACAUGAUCAUGGAAACCUAGUAGGAUAUAUUCAAGGUCAUGUCAAUGGAAAAAGUAAUGAAAACCUAGUAGGAUAUAUUCAAGCUCAUGUCAAUUGA
Messenger RNA from Psylliodes chrysocephalus, 1122 nucleotides. The record is from the annotation of a GenBank genome assembly. Lineage: Eukaryota; Metazoa; Arthropoda; Insecta; Coleoptera; Chrysomelidae.